AUGGCCAGGCACGCCGCCUCUACUCCUUGGGCCAGCGUGCCCCGCCUCCGCCUUGGGCCGCGGACGUCGCCUCCGUCACCGCUCCUCGGGGCUGCAGCAAUCGCCUAUCAUGCCAGUGAUGAAAUCGAUCGGAUCUGGGAGCUGGUGUAUCGACGUUUAAAAGGGAGGCGAGGAUUCGCAUCUCGCGUUGCAUGCGAUGGGGGCACCGCAGUGCUGACAGCCGGCGAUUGGGGCCCCCGCACGGCUCCGAGCCCGUGCGCCGCGGCGGCACCCACAGUUGCCCGUCACUCAGCCAUAGAGAUAAUGCAAAGGGAUUAUGACAGAAGGAAUCUUCAGCAAGAGAAGGAAAAGCAUUUGAUGCUUAUGGAGCCCCAAAAUCUUGGAAAUACAGACGAUCAGUUUGUCUGGCCCUGGAUGGGCGUUCUAGUUAAUGUGCCUACUGAGUGGAAGAAUGGGCGCCAAGUUGGAGAAAGUGGAAAUCGGCUUAAAGAGCAACUUGCACGCUUCUGCCCGCAGAAGGUUAUCCCUUUAUGGAAUUACAGAGGUCACACCGGUAAUGCUAUUGUUGAGUUUGGAAAAGACUGGACUGGCUUCAAAAAUGCUCUUGCCUUUGAAAAUCAUUUUGAGGCAGAGGGCUAUGGCAAAAGGGAUUGGAAGCUGAAGUACAGGGGGUCAGGGAUGUUUGGAUGGGUUGCCAAAGCUGAUGAUCAUAGAUGCCAAGGGCCUAUAGGUGACUAUUUGCAAAAGAAUGGUGAUCUGAAAACUGUUGAUGAUCUUGAAAGUGAAGGGACCCGUAAAACUGAUACGCUUGUGGCAACUUUAGCUAGCCAGAUUGAAGUAAAGAACAGGCAUGUGCAAGAACUGGAAAACAAGUGCAAUGAGACGACUGCAUCACUUGACAGGAUGAUGGAGCAAAGGGAGCUGAUCCUCCAGAAGUAUAAUGAAGAAAUUCGCAAGAUGCAGCUAAUUGCUCGUAGGCACUCGCAGAAGAUCAUCGAUGAUAAUAAAAAACUCCGCAAGGAUUUGGAGUCCAAGAUGCAGGAACUUGACUCAAGAUCCAAGGAGCUUGAUGACAUAGCUUUGCAAAGGGAUUAUGACAGAAGGAAUCUUCAGCAAGAGAAGGAAAAGAACAAAAUUAAAACUAAGCAUCUUAUGAUGGCAACAAUGGAGCAACAGAAGGCUGACGAGAACGUGCUUAAGCUUGUGGAAGAACACAAGAGGGAGAAACAAGCUGCUCUAGGAAAGAUUCUCAGGUUACAACAGCAAUUAGAUGCCAAACAGAAGCUUGAACUGGAAAUACAAUCGCUGGAAAGCAAAAUGAAAGUUAUGAAGCAUAUGCCAGGUGAACAGGAUUCUGAAUCAAAGAAGAAGAUGGAUGAACUCGCUGAGGAGCUGAAGGAAAAGAUGGAUGAAUUGGAAGCAAUGGAGUUUCUGAACCAAACUCUGUUUAUCAAGGAAAGGAAGAGCAACGAUGAGUUGCAAUACGCUCGGAAGGAGCUGAUACAUGGCUUUAAUGAGCUUGCUGUUGCUGGCCGAGCAAAUAUAGGUAUAAAGAGAAUGGGUGAGCUUGAUCUCAAAGUAUUUGGAAUCGCUUGCAAGAAAAGGCUAUCAAAAGAGGAUGCAGCAGUCACUUCUGCUCUCCUUUGUUCAAAGUGGGAAGAAAAAAUUAGAAACCCAAACUGGUACCCUUUUAAGGUUACAGUGGUGGAUGGGAAAGAAAUUGAAAUUCUUAAAGAGGACGAUGCGAUGCUCCAGGAGCUGAAAGAAGAGCACGGUGAAGAAAUUUAUGGGUUGGUAACCAAGGCACUGCUUGAGAUCAAUGAGUACAAUCCUAGUGGCCGCUAUCCUGUACCAGAGCUGUGGAACUACAAGGAAGGCCGGAAAGCAACGCUGAAGGAAGCCGUUCAGCACGUCAUGAAGCAAUGGAAGACUCACAAGAGAAAGCGUUGA
Messenger RNA from Miscanthus lutarioriparius, 1950 nucleotides. The record is from the annotation of a GenBank genome assembly. Lineage: Eukaryota; Viridiplantae; Streptophyta; Magnoliopsida; Poales; Poaceae.